CGCCCGGAUCCCCCCCACUGGCCGCCCGGGGCACCGGUUAUUUAAAGGCGCGCCGGCUCCAAGCUGUCGCGGUCCGGGGGCCUGGUCUGCGCAGCGCGUCGGCAUGGCGAACCACAUCGUGCUCUCCAGCGGCGCCAGGAUGCCCCUCGUGGGGCUGGGCACUUGGAAGUCCUCUCCGGGCAGAGUGGCGGAGGCUGUGAAGGUGGCCAUUGACGUUGGGUACCGCCACAUUGACUGUGCCCAUGUGUACCAGAACGAGAACGAGGUGGGGAUGGCCCUUCAGGAGAAGAUCAAGGAGCAGGUGGUGAAGCGUGAGGACCUCUUCAUCGUCAGCAAGCUGUGGUCCACGUACCAUGAGAAGAACCUGGUGAAAGGAGCCUGCAAGAAGACGCUCAGCGACCUGAAGCUGGACUACCUGGACCUCUACCUUAUCCACUGGCCCAUCAGUUUCAAGCCCGGGAACGAAUUUUUCCCGUUGGAUGCAAAAGGCAACGUGAUUCCCUCUGACGCCGAUUUUGUGGACACAUGGGAGGCCAUGGAAGAGCUGGUGGACGAGGGGCUGGUGAAAUCCAUUGGGAUCUCCAACUUCAACCAUCUCCAGAUCGAGAAGCUCUUAAACAAACCUGGCUUAAAGCAUAAGCCGGUGGUUAACCAGAUCGAGUGCCACCCGUACCUCACUCAGGAGAAGCUGAUCCAGUAUUGCCAGUCCAAAGGCAUUGUGGUGACGGCCUACAGCCCCCUCGGCUCUCCCGACAGGCCCUGGGCCAAGCCCGAGGACCCUUCCCUGCUGGAUGACCCCAGGAUCAAAGCCAUAGCUGACAAGUACAAUAAAACCACAGCCCAGGUUCUGAUCCGGUUCCCCAUGCAGAGGAAUUUGGUCGUGAUCCCCAAGUCUGUGACCCCUGAACGCAUCACCGAGAACUUUCAGGUCUUUGACUUUGAGCUGAGCAGCGAGGAUAUGGCCACCUUACUGAGCUACAACAGGAACUGGCGGGUCUGUGCCUUGGUGAGCUGUGCCACCCACCAGAAUUAUCCCUUCCAUGAAGAGUUUUGAAGCUGUGGGUGCCUGCUCUUCCCCAGGCCACCUGCCGCCAUUUCCUGCCUUGUUCUUCCUUCUUCGCGUACGUAGUGUAGUGUGGCCAUGUCCCUCACCACAGGGCAGUCACCUGCGGUUGCCCAGCCAGGGUGUGGCCAGCCUGGCAUUGGGGCCAACGAGCAGUCUCAGUAGAUUGGAGUCUCUUCCCGUUUUCUUUGCCCUUCGUGUCUGGGGAAGAUAGAACCUCCAUGCCCUUUCCUGACUAAGUUGAAUCUACAAAGUGAAAAUUAGUGCCACUAACAAUGGGAUUUUGGUUGCUUGGAACUGUAGUCCUUUCAGCCAGACUUCUUGCUCAAAUAAAAAGAACUUUUGUGAGCUUGA
Myotis daubentonii (Daubenton's bat) is the source of this 1417-nucleotide messenger RNA. RefSeq names its product aldo-keto reductase family 1 member B1. Gene Ontology annotation, molecular function: oxidoreductase activity. Lineage: Eukaryota; Metazoa; Chordata; Mammalia; Chiroptera; Vespertilionidae. The record is from RefSeq and is a predicted model, not a curated record.